This is a messenger RNA of Heterotrigona itama, 10162 nucleotides long. The record is from the annotation of a GenBank genome assembly. NCBI's taxonomy places the organism in Eukaryota, Metazoa, Arthropoda, Insecta, Hymenoptera, Apidae.
AUGAGUGAUAAGCAGACUGCACCUAUUUUACCACCCCUUAAUGGGGGUGGAGGAAAUAAUGGGAGUAGCAAUGGAGGUGCAUCGCAACAAACUGUUAAUUUACAACAAGUUCUUGCUACUGCCCAAGGACUUAAUGUUCUUACUACAAGUGCUGGGCAGCAAUUUGUUAUUACUUCACAGGUUCCUGGUCUUACACAGGUUAUACCAAGUAAUUCAACAACAAAUGCAAAUAUUCAACAAGUUGGUGUUACAAGAAUUGUUAAUAUUAGUGGUACACCAUCACGGGCAAGUACCAUGGGACUUGCAGGUGCAAGUAAUUCAGCUCUUACAUCUCCCACUCGUCAGAGUUCACCUAAAGUUGUUUUAGCAACAUCUCCAAAACUUGUUCGAACUUCUAUUGGAAAUAUGUUUGUUGCACCAACCUCUCAAGCUUCUAUGCAAUCAUCACCUGCAAGAAAGAAGUUAAAGUUAACAGAUUCCACUGAAAAACCUACUAUGAUUGCUGAUGAUGCAAUGGGUUAUAGAAGAAGAAUUAUGGAACAUAAAAUGAAAAGGAUGCGUGCAAUAAGAGAAAAAUAUGCUGAAAAUGCAUCAGAAUUGUUCUUUCUUCAUAUAGGAGGCAAUAUGAUGGAUUUUCAGUCAUGGAGGAAGAGACCUCCAACAUCUCAAUAUUUGCAUUUUUUACGGCAACAUAGAUUAGAUCCAGAUGAUGAUGAUGAAGAUUUAACAGCCCCACUGCCAGCAAUGUCAGAAAUUCCAUUAAUGCCAACUGCAACAACUGUUUCUACAAUAGUUCCUGUGAAUCAGUGUACAGAAGUAAAAAUUUCUGGAAUAAAUGUUGCUCCAGUUGCAGUGUCUACAACAUUGCCUGCUGCAGUAGCUCAACUUAAUCAACAAGGACAUGUACCAGGUAGGCCUCAAGGGGGCCGCCAUGGCAUGGUAUUUGCCUUCCGAGCAGCAAUUCAGUCUUCACCAGUCACCGCUCACCCUCCACCUACUUCUACUCUAGCACCCACGCUCAUUAUAGGCAAUGCACCGAUAGUUCCAGGUUCGCCAAAAUCUGUGACAACAACUGUUAUAAAUCCAGUGAUAGAAAAAUCUACAAUAUCUACAUCUAUUACAACUAUUACUACAAUGACUACCCCUACUCUUACUUUUACUGGAACAACUACUACUACUGCUACUGUUACUACUGUUACAAAAACAUCUUCUGCGCCUACUACACCUACUCAGCCUGUUGUUAAACUUGUUAAGUUACCUGCCUCUAAUGUAGCUACAUCAUGUGAUAUCAUAAAUAAUCAAGAACAAAUAGUAGAAAAAGCAAAACAGGAAGCAUACGUUAUGCAAAGGAUUGCAGAAUUACAACGGGAAGGAUUAUGGUCAGAAAGAAGAUUGCCUAAGGUGCAAGAACCACCUCGUACAAAGGCUCAUUGGGAUUAUUUAUUAGAGGAAAUGGUUUGGUUAGCUGCUGACUUUGCUCAAGAACGAAAGUGGAAGAAAGCUGCAGCAAAGAAGUGUGCGCGUAUGGUACAGAAAUAUUUCCAAGAGAAAGCAAUCCAAGCACAAAAAGCUGAAAAAUCACAAGAACUUAGGUUAAAGAAAAUUGCUAGCUUUAUUGCUAAAGAAAUCAAAACUUUUUGGACAAAUGUGGAAAAGUUGGUGGAAUAUAAGCAACAAACGAGGCUUGAAGAAAAGAGAAAGCAGGCAUUAGAUCAACAUUUAAAUUUUAUUGUGGGACAAACAGAGAAAUAUUCAACCUGGUUAACUGAAGGACUUAAUAAAACUGAUGGCCCUCAAAGUAUACCAGCCUCUAUGAAUAGUUCGCGUAUUUCUUCUCCAGUACCACCUGGGAAAUCUCAUUCUGAUGAGGAUUUUCAACCAAACCAAAGUUCAGAUGAUGAUGAAGAAACUAUAGCAAAAGCUGAAGAAGAAUUAAAGUCUGUGACAAAUCAUAAAGAAGAAGUUGAAUUGUUGAAGAAAGAGUCAGAAUUGCCCUUAGAAGAUCUUCUUAAAGAACUACCACCUGAUUACUUAGAAAACAGAAAUAAAAGUCUGUCACCUGCAUCAAAAGAAGUUGAAGAAGAAAACGAAAAGCCAACCGAUGGAGAUAUGGAUUUUGUUGCCGCAUCAGAUGAAUCUUCUGAUGAGGAGGAAACUAUUAUGGAACAAGAAAAAUUGGAAGAAAAUACGGAUUAUAAACAAGAAUUAGAUGAUCUUAAAAGUCGGAUAAAGAAAGCAUAAAAGAAGAAAAUCAAGAGAAUGAUGAGGAAUUUACAAGUAAUGAAAGUGAAAGUGAAGAAAGUGAUAAUGAAAUUGGAGAAGAGGAGUUCCAAACACAAACUGAUAAUGAAACUGAUAUUGGACUAAAAUCUCUAUUAGAAGAUGUAUCUAUGGAAAAAUCAUCAGACGAUAAAACUGCAGAAAUGGAUCAUUCAGAUGCUCACAAUGAAAUGGAUAAUGUAGCGGCAUUGGCAGAAAGUAUUCAACCUAAAGGAAAUACAUUACUUACUACUAGCGUUGUUACAAAAAUUCCAUUUCUUCUAAAACAUCCUCUUCGAGAAUACCAACAUAUAGGAUUGGACUGGCUUGUCACAAUGUACGAUAGGAAAUUAAAUGGUAUUUUGGCAGAUGAAAUGGGUUUAGGUAAAACCAUACAAACAAUUGCGUUACUCGCACAUUUAGCGUGUGAAAAAGGAAACUGGGGUCCUCAUCUUAUAAUAGUACCAACAUCUGUGAUGCUCAACUGGGAAAUGGAAUGCAAGAAAUGGUGCCCGGGAUUUAAGAUUUUGACGUAUUACGGAACACAAAAAGAAAGGAAACAAAAAAGAACAGGUUGGACUAAACCUAACGCUUUUCAUAUUUGCAUAACAUCAUAUAAAUUGGUUAUACAGGACCAUCAAAGUUUUAGAAGAAAAAAAUGGAAGUAUCUUAUAUUGGACGAAGCUCAAAAUAUAAAAAAUUUCAAAUCGCAAAGAUGGCAAUUAUUAUUAAAUUUUCAAACGCAACGACGAUUAUUGCUUACUGGAACACCUCUCCAGAAUAAUUUGAUGGAAUUGUGGUCAUUAAUGCAUUUUUUAAUGCCAAAUGUAUUUCAGUCACAUAGAGAAUUUAAAGAAUGGUUUAGUAAUCCUGUUACUGGAAUGAUAGAAGGGAACAGCGAAUACAAUGAAAAUAUUAUUCGUCGUCUGCAUAAGGUUUUACGGCCUUUUUUAUUACGAAGAUUAAAAACAGAAGUAGAAAAACAAUUACCCAAAAAAUAUGAGCACGUAGUAAUGUGCCGUUUGUCAAAACGACAGCGAUACCUUUAUGAUGAUUUUAUGUCAAGAGCAAAAACAAAGGAGACUCUAGCUAGUGGCAAUCUGUUAAGUGUCAUUAAUGUAUUAAUGCAAUUAAGGAAAGUAUGCAAUCACCCAAAUUUAUUUGAAGUGAGACCUACUGUAUCACCAUUUCAAAUGGAAGCUAUUGAAUAUAUUACUGCUUCGUUAAUAUGGAGUGUUCUUGAUUAUGAUCCAUUUAAGCAUAUCGAUCUAUCUAGUAUUAAUCUUUUAUUGUGUGAUCUGGAAUUAACUUUUACUGCGUUUGUGGCGCAUAGAAUCAGACGAUUGCAAACAACACGAAAGCUUAUAGAAGAAAUAGAUACACAACCAGAUCCACCUCCGAGAUGCCCAUCUGGAAAAAUUAAAAUUAAUGUUAGAUUAUCCAAUCAAGUUAAACCGUUAUCCGUUCCACGGCAGACACAAACUAAACUAAAAAAUUUAGCUGGAAUAUUACCUACUCCAAAAGUUGGAACAUCUCCUUUAAUAAAAACAGCAAAUAAUCAAAGCACUCCAGGACAAGCAAUUCCUGUUGGAACACUAGCACAUAACCCACAAAGUACAACAGUGACACCAACUGCAGCAGCAACGAAUGCACAGAGGAUUACAGUAGGGAAUACAAAUAUCAUAGAUGGACUGCAACGACUAGCAACGCAGACAGUUGCAGUUAAACAAGGUGAUUCCGUCCAAAGAAUAGCAAUGCCUAAUCUUGCACAAGUGGUUCAAACAUCUAUUGGUAGACAUAUCAUUCUGACUUCGACUCAACAAAGUACUAACACAGUUUCAUUUCCAGUAAUGACUCCAUGUGUGCCACGUUUAAAAGUUUUACCAAAAUCAUUAAUGGGCCUAUCUACCUCGGCAACUACAGUAAAUAAAGUUAUAGGAGGAGUGGUAACAACUACAAGUGGGACGAGUGGAAGACCUGUAAUGAGAGUACCGCCACUUAAUGUUACUACCUCUUCUAAUGUUACUGCACAGUCUCCCGCUGGGAAUGGACAAUCUCAGCAAUCGAUCCGAUGUGGUAUUGUUACUAGACACGCACAAAAGGAAUCAGAAAAGGCACAAACAAAAGAACGUCCAAAAUCGGAAUUUUAUUUGCCACAAUUAGAAGAAGAACGGAAACAAAGAAGGCAAGCUAAACUUCGUCUGCUUGCAAACAUUAAUGAAAGACGAUGUGCAGCAUGUCCUCUGUACGGAGAAGAUUUGUUUAUGGCAUUAAGAAUUGGCAAACCAUCUACAGCAUGUCGAUGGCACAAUGGCUGGGUUCAUUGUGCAACUGCUAAAGACAGUGCACGUACACGAAGGCAAUUUUUUUCUCGCACAGAAGCACUUGCAGAGGCAAUCAAAAGUACAGAAAAAAUUGUCGAGGAGUUGAAAGAAGUUUUUGAAAGAUUUGUUGUACACGUUCCUGCUGUGUGCGCUCCUACACCACGUUUUCACGUUUCUCAUCCACCUCCGCAUAAGUUAUACAACCAACGACGUGUGCAAAUGGAAUUACAACGGCAACUAUCGUCAAAAUGGGCAUUGUUCCAUCCAGUAGCUAGUGCAAUGAUGACGCAGUUUCCAGAUCCGAGAUUGAUACAAUACGAUUGUGGAAAAUUACAAUCUUUACAUCAACUUCUUAGAAAGCUCAAAUCUGAGAACCAUAGAGUUUUAAUUUUUACACAAAUGACAAGAAUGUUGGAUGUAUUAGAAGCCUUUCUUAAUUUUCAUGGACACAUAUAUUUACGUUUGGAUGGUACUACUAAAGUAGAUCAACGACAGGUUUUGAUGGAAAGAUUUAAUGGAGACAAACGAAUAUUUUGUUUCAUCUUAUCGACGAGAUCUGGAGGUGUAGGUGUCAAUCUUACAGGAGCAGAUACUGUUAUAUUUUAUGAUAGUGACUGGAAUCCCACAAUGGAUGCCCAAGCACAAGAUAGAUGCCACAGAAUAGGUCAAACACGAGAUGUACAUAUCUACAGGUUAGUAAGUGAAAAAACUGUAGAAGAAAAUAUUCUGAAAAAAGCCAAUCAGAAGAGACUACUUGGAGACUUAGCUAUCGAGGGUGGUAAUUUUACAACCGCUUAUUUCAAAAGUUCUACGAUUCAAGAUCUAUUUAAUAUUGAUCAAUCGGAUAACGACGCGACGACUCGAAUGGCUGAAGUAUUGGAUCAAAAUAGAGAUCGAGAGAAAUUCUUACAAAAGGAUAAUCAAAGUCAAACUUUAGACGACAAAGUAGCGAUAGGUGCGCUAGAAAGCGCUCUUGCUGCUGCUGAAGAAGAUCUUGAUGUCCAGGCUGCAAAGACUGCUAAAGCAGAAGCUGUUGCUGAUCUUGCAGAAUUUGACGAAAAUAUACCGUUAGAUGACGCAGACAGGGACGAUAUGCAAGUCAGCAAGGCUGAGCUUGAAGUACAAAACUUGGUAUCUCAGUUAACACCUAUAGAACGUUAUGCGAUGAAAUUUGUCGAAGAAUCAGAGGGUGCGUUUUCUGCGGCACAACUUGCAGCAGCUGAACGUGAACUCGAAGAACAGAAGAAAGAGUGGGAGUUAGAUCGAUUACGAGCGCUACGCGAGGAAGAAGAAAGACGAAUGCGGUUGGCUGAUGAUGACGAGAAACCUUUAACAUUUGGACGCGAGGAUGCGCAAAAUCAGGUUAAUAGUGCUAGUAAUUCUAAGAAAUUAGUCAAUAAGAAACUCCCACCGAAUAGGAGGAGGAAUUCGCGUAAGAAUAUUAGUAAAAGUGUUCAAGAAUCGGAAAGUGAAACUGAGACUACUACAGAAUCAGAAUCAGAAUCGCAAGAAGAUGUGGUAGAAGAUAGUCUUGACGAAGAAUCGAGUCAUACGGAAAGUCAAAGUCAAGGCGAUGAAGACGAGGAGGAGGAGACACACGAUCAGAAUGACUCUGAAAAAGGCGGGUAUCCCAAACGUAAAAAUCGUACUAAUAAAUCGUUUAGUCAAAAUCACUUCGAUUUGAAUAGUCCGCGAACGAGAUCUAGGGGAAAUGUUAAAAUUAAUUUGUGGACAUUGGACGUAAGUCCCAUCUUGCCUGGUAUAAAGCCAAAAUGCCGAGGUAGAGCCAGUAAUUUACGUAAACAGCGCGAGCUUGAAAUGAGAAUGAAAGCAGAGGAAAGUUUCAUUUUACCUAUGCCACCAAUUUCAAGUCCUAAGAAGUUAAAUAAUGCAAAUAUUUCGAAUAAAAUCGAUGAAGAAGAUAUUACAGAUCAAAAAGAUACGGUGAUCACACGUGAUUUAAAAUAUACUGAUACUGAACAAAAAAUAAUUCCGUCUGUUGACAAAGAACAAUUUGAAAAUGUUGAAAAUUGUAAAGUAAUUGCAAAUCAUUGUCCCACUGAAACUUCUUCGUCAAAUUCUAAUUAUAACAAAACUGUCGCAGAAGAAUCUAAUCCUGUCAUUUCUUUAGAUCUGCUAGAAACAGAAGCGUGUUCUCAAUCAGAUAAUUCAUCUGUUGUGUUGGAACAGUAUAAAGAUUCAAAAGAAGAUAUAAUUAACGAUAAAGUCGAUAGUGAAGCAACAUCGGAGUUGACUGAGAAUAUUUCACCCUCAGUAUACUUUACAGGAUCAAAUUGCAACGAUGAUUCCGAAAAUUCUAAUGCUGAUUUGAUUUCACAAGAUAGUAACUCUUAUUUGUCUGCAACAGAAUCAUCGAAUACAGUAAAAAGAGUUCCUGAUUCGAAAUGUUCGAAAAGUUCUAUGACUUUAGAAAUAGACGAAGAAAUUAAUAUAUCGGAAAACUCAUUGAUUGCUCCCCUAAAGAAUAAAAUGAUCGUUCAAGAUGCAGACGAAAGUAUUGUUGAAUCUACAACAAAUAAAUUACAUGAUUCUGUUUGUAAGAGUAAAAAUGUUUCAUCCAGUAUCGAUAAACUAGAUAUGAAAUUAGAAGAAGAGUCGCUUUCUAACGCGGAAUCGAAGAUAUUAGAAGAUAGUGAUGUGAAUACCAAGAACGAAUGCCAAGAUACAAAUGUUUCUGACGAUGAAUGUUGUGCAAAAAAUGAUGCGAGAGUACAGAGUCCCACCGAGAUAAAAGAAAACGUGGACGUAGACAAAAGAACAAACAAGAAACAACAUAAUGAAAAUAUUUCAAACUCAAAUUUGACAAAUAAGUCUGCUGAUGAUAACGAACCCACCUCUGUGAUAGAAUCAACGUCUAGUCAGGAAUCUAAUAGCAGCAAACAAGAAGAAAACUGUAUUAAAUUAGAUAAAUAUGUGCGCAAAGAUGACGAUACGAAAAUUCAAAUGACUUCAUCGAUACGAUGUAAUAAUCAUAGUUUUUCUUUAGAUGUCUUUGGUUUAGACGAAUCAAAUGGAUCUGAAUCUAACACAGAAAGUAAGGUGAAAUUUCGUAAACCAGAUACAAUACCUUGUGGAGUGACUACAAGAAGCGCAAAAGUAAAUAUUACCGUAGAAAGUUCUGAAAAUAAAAACUUGGAUACGCAGUCACCGUCGAUAUUACCUAGUGAAUCAAAAGAAAGUCAAGAAAGUGAAGUUUCCAAUUCAACUUCGAAUGUUUGUCGCAAAGAAGUUAAUAAAGUAACGCAGAUUCGAAGGCCCGACACACCUCGACCAACGAUAGAACAUGGUAGGAUUACAAGAUCAAGUGCAACAAGUGCUCGUUCAUUAACACCUCCACUGAGUACAAAAUCAGUGCAAAGAAGACGACCGGACACCCCUCUGCCAGAAUGUUUCAGAUCUUCUCCACGACCAGCAACAAGAUCUAUGUCGAAUUUCACUUCACUGUUAAGAAACGAAGAACAAACGUCGCAUGAAGUACCAUAUGAAAAACCUACGACACGUAGCUCCAAGUCUUUGGAUAAUGGUUUUCUGAAUCCAACUGUGUUUCGAAGGAGCAGUUCAAUACCGCCGAUGAAAUCGACGCCUGAAUCGAAAGACUCAGUAGCUAGUUCUGUGUCAACCAGGUCUAAAAAAAGUAGCGAAUCUACCAAUGCUAGUACAAAUACAGGUAAACGGCAACUAGACACACCUGUUCCUAUUUCUGAGCAAGGAUCGAGAGUCACUCGAUCUGGAUUGAAUUUUACGUUAAAUUCGGUGAAGAGCUCUAAUCAUGUGUCGAACAAAGGGAAUAAACACAUCCGGAAAAUAGAUUCUUCCGAUUCAAAAUUACAGGACGAUAGAGCUUCUGGUGUUUCGCCAGUAUCUGGAAAAACGGAAACAUUCAACACGGAUUCAAACGGAAACGCAGUUGUAUCAGACGCACAUUCGAAGCAAGAUAAUUCAACGUUAUCCUCUUUUAAUGAAAUUAACGAGAGACCGCAAAGAACCGCUAAAGUCGUUGCUAUACUUACACUGGAUACAAGGAGUAAUCAUACCAGUAAAGCUUCUAGCUCCGUUCACGCAAAAUCUUCUAAUUGCAAUUCGUCUGAUGCGAAAAAUAAUAAAAAAAACACCGAUUCUAAUUUCAAUUCUACGUCUGACUCGUCAGCGAAAAAUUGCGUUCUUCGAAUCUCAGAGGUUACUUCGCAUUGUAAAGUAGAUGGGUGGUGUGAUUCUGGAUUGGACGCUGGUUCUCGAGAUCGCGUCUCCUCCAAUGUAUUUUCCAACGUAGCAAGUACUUAUACCAAUUCCAAUAAAACAGGGAAGGCAUCAACUAUGAAUAAAGGCACAUCAUUGAAUUCUAAGCUUAAAACAGAUAAAGUUCCAUUACCCGUACAAUCAACGGUGAUAGCAUUGGUUGACUUGGAUAAUGAUCCUAACUACGAUUCAUCCGAUGGAUCGAAAAGGUUGAGAAGGAAGAUUAAACGAACUCGGUUGUCAUCAUUUGCAAAGCCGUUGAUAAGUGGAAAAACGAAUGAAUCACAAAUAACCGAUGUGUUAGACAAUGAAGAACAAAUACCGCCAAUGAAAAAGUCUAUUCGCUCUCAGCUUACUCCUCCUCCUCCUUCUUCGCAAACAACUCAACUGGAAAAACUAGGUAGCGGUACUAUAUCUUGAGUCUCGCUAAAACUUUAUCGCUGUAAUAUUUAGCAGCGUGUUUGUAUAAAUACUUCUCAUAGUAUAGACAUAAAUAUUGUCUUAAAUUACUACUACUUGGAAUGGCGUACGCGUAAGAGAAUCCAAGUUCUAAUUAUUUCUUAAUUUUCACAUGAUUCUUGUAUAUAAUCACAAAAAAUAAUGAUAAAUGAAGAUGUUUCUUUCGUUGUACUGAGAGUACACACGUGUAACAUUUUUAGCAUUGUAAAUUGUACUUUCUUGUAAAGAUUUCAGAUAUCUUUAAGUGACAUUGUAAUUUAUACUUGGUGAUAAAAAGAAAAAAAAAAGAGAAUGAUAAAGGAAGUAAAACAUCCGACUGUAUUAUAAUAGGAUAGAGGAGAAAAAGAUUCAUUACAGCUUAGUUUAUUAGUAUGCUAUAGAAGACCUGCUACGAUUUUGUAGCAAUUGGUAUAAACAAAAGAAAUAGGCAGUCAAGUCAGAGAUAAAAAAAAAUGGAAUUAAUACUGUGAACGCGUCGUACUUUGCUCCCGUGUAACGCCUUGUAUCAUAUACUUUGCAAGGUGGCGACCUGAUUACAUAUUAGACUUAAGGAAUUCUUCGUUUAAUGGUAUGCUAUACUGUAAUAUUUAAGUUGCGUGCCUGUAUUUUGUAUGAUCGAGUGAGUCCGAGGAAGGAAAUAAACAAAAUAUUCCUUGCUACGAAGAUCAUGUGUUUUCUUAUUUCUUGGUGCGGAUCCAAGUCUGUUCGAUCAAAGGUUCAGUUCCGUUUUGGUGUCAAAUUUUGCUCAGUGUGCUUGGUUAUACAUACUGAGAUCAUUGAGAGUAAUGAUCUCGCGAUGUUUUGGUGUGGCAAGGCUAUCAUGACCGCACAUUAAAGGAAAGUUUUUUUUUCUUUUUUUUUUU